AUGAGAGAUUAUACUACUCCUACAGACUACACCGCGCCUACUUGUCUCGUCUUAGCACCCAUAACUCAGCAGUUCGAGAUUCGACCAGCAACUAUUCAACUCUUGCCAACAUACUAUGGGAAAGAGAAUGAGAAUCCAUACAAGCAUGUCAAGGAGUUCUUCAAUUUAUGCUCAACAUUUAAUUAUACGGAAGUUAACAUAGAGCAAAUUAGACUUCGACUAUUUCCAUUCUCUCUAAAGGAUAAGGCGAAGGAUUGGUUUGACUCUCUUCCUGAAGCAUCAAUAAAUUCAUGGGCAGAUCUUUCAUCAAAGUUCAUUGCAAAAUUCUUCCCUGCAAGAAAGACAAGUGCUCUACUGACAACUAUUAUUACUUUCACUCAACCUGAGGAUGAACCUUUUCAUGAAAGUUGGGAGCGUUACAAGGAGUUAUUUCGUCAAUGCCCUCACCAUGGUUUUCAAGAUUACCAAAAGGUUGAGUACUUUUAUAGAGGACUAAAUCCUCAGACCAGGGGAAUGGUCGAUGCCACAGUAGGUGGAAGUUUGAUGAAUAAAACUCCAGAGGAAUCUAUUCAGGCUUUUGAGACUAUUUGUGAGAACUCUCAGCAUUGGGAUUACAGUGUAAGAGAUCCUAGGGCAUUGAAUUCUUCAUCAACAAAACGAGGAGGCAUGUAUGCAGUUCAAACAAGGUCAGGUUUGGAGGAGCAAGUAGCAGCAUUAACUAAGUUAUUGACACCAUUGGUGAGUAAGGUGGCAAGACAAGUCUGUGCUCUGUGUUCUAGUGAUGCCCAUGAGACUGAGAUGUGCCCAACAAAUCCUAUGAUAGAUGAGGUGCAGCAAGUUAAUGCAUUUAAUGGGAGACCUCGGAAUGAUCCCUAUUCAAAUACUUACAAUCCGGGUUGGAAACAACACCCAAACUUCUCAUGGAGCAAUAAUCAAGGAGCUGGAAUCUCUCAACCACAACAAAGACAAUAUCAGCAAGCUUAUCAACCACCCCAUGUGCAACAAGAAGACCCUUCCAUUAAAGAUAUGUUGGCUCAAAUAUUGAAGAGAACAGAAAAGUAUGAUUAUGAAGUUGCAACGUUGAAACAAAGCCAAUCAAACUUGGAAAAGAGUCAACAAAAGCUUGAAGUUCAGGUGGGACAGAUAGCUACUAUUUUAAAUAGAAUGGAGAGAGGACAAGGCCAAUUUCCAAGUCAAACUGAGGUUAAUCCAAGAGGUCAAGAGCAUGCCAAGGCUAUUACCAUAUUGAGAAAUGGAAAAGCAAUUGAUAACAUGGUAGUAAUGCCUGGAGAAGUUGAAAAUUCAACAAAGGAGGCCCUGAACCAAGAUGACCAGGUCUUAAGGCUACAAAGACCUUAG
Molecule: messenger RNA, 1359 nt
Organism: Rosa chinensis
Lineage: Eukaryota; Viridiplantae; Streptophyta; Magnoliopsida; Rosales; Rosaceae
Exons: 2
Coding region: 1-1359 (452 amino acids)
Source: RefSeq, a predicted model, not a curated record